Messenger RNA from Diachasmimorpha longicaudata, 1279 nucleotides. RefSeq names its product transcription initiation factor TFIID subunit 9 (gene Taf9). The transcript is spliced from 4 exons. Gene Ontology annotation, molecular function: RNA polymerase II general transcription initiation factor activity; protein heterodimerization activity; transcription coactivator activity. Gene Ontology annotation, biological process: DNA-templated transcription initiation; RNA polymerase II preinitiation complex assembly. Gene Ontology annotation, cellular component: SAGA complex; transcription factor TFIID complex. The record is from RefSeq and is a predicted model, not a curated record. Bases 340 to 1140 code for a protein of 266 amino acids. Lineage: Eukaryota; Metazoa; Arthropoda; Insecta; Hymenoptera; Braconidae.
ACCAAAUGCACGCCCUAGUUGAAUUUGCCCCCUCGAAUACAUUGACCAAUGAGGAAAACAUCUUACGCAAGAAGUUAGCCGAUAGUUUAUGUGGUUUUUUGAAGAGGGAGCCCCGCCAACAUCGGCUCCAAGACUCCCGAAUACUGCCGAGAACACCCGAAAGCAAUCGUACUCUCGUCGUGGCGAUGGCGUGCGACGUUUGACGCGUUGACUGUCCCUGAUUAUCCACCCCACAAUAUUCCAAUGUUUACGUAGUUUUUUAACCCCUGUAUGCCCUAAAUCGCGAAAAAACUGAGUGAAAACCGUUAUUGAAUACAUCUCUAAUGAAAAAUAAACAACAUGGCGGACAAAACCAAGUCGAUAAGUCACGUGAAACACGUUCCAAAGGACGCACAGGUUAUAAUGUCAAUUAUGAAGGAUAUGGGGAUUACAGAUUAUGAACCAAAAGUCAUCAAUCAACUCCUCGAAUUUACAUAUCGCUAUAUCACUUGUAUCCUCGACGACAGUAAAAUCUAUGCCAACCACGCCAAGAAAAAAUUCAUCGACCUGGAAGACGUAAGGCUAGCUGUGAAAAUGCAGCUAGAUCGCACAUUCACGAACCCACCUCCACGAGACGUUCUCCUGGACGUUGCCAAGUCGAAGAACAAUAUUCCUCUGCCAUUCGUCAAGCCCAAUAAUGGCCUUAGACUUCCUCCAGACCGUUACUGCCUCAACUCGGCGAAUUAUAGAGUGAAGAGUUUCACCAAAAAGCAAUCGACAAGCAAGGUACCUGCGCUUGUCGGAAAUAGCUUGAGUGGUUCGUCAAGGCUCAAGGGUGAUUCCAACAAGUCAAUGUCCAUUGUCAAAAGACCUGGAUCAACGUUGUCUACCAUUGCCCGGACUCAAACAAUUUCAAUACCAAAACCAGUCUUCAAAUUUACAACAGUUCCCAAACCGAUCCAGAGACUUUCCCUUCCCGAAAAUUCCAUCUACAAAUUCGUCGUGAGGAUCCAUCCUCGUUCUGCCUCUUCAGGAAAUACGUCGACAUCUUCAAAGGCUAAAAUCCCGAUGGGAACUGCCCAGGGUACGUCAGUUAUAAAGAUGGAAGUGGAGGAGAGUGGUAAAAGAAAGCGUGAGGACGAUGACUACGAUGUACCUUAAUUGUAUAUUUACAAUUUUACCCUUCCACGAUAUAUUUCAAAUGUUUUCAUUAGUCAUUUUAUCUCUUUUAUCGUUUUGAUUAAUCUUGUAUGAAGUAUUCAUUGAAGAAAAAUAAAAUAUUCAUUGUGUGAAUUUGUAA